UGAUUGUUUUACUGAUUGAUUGAUUCUCCUUUUUGAUUUUCAUUGGCAGCAGCAUUCCAAAGUCUGCAAACAAAAAGAACAAGGAGUUGUAGUUUAUUGUGUAAAGAAUCAGUUAAUCGUAUGAAUUGGGACACAACUAAUGUCUGUAAUUUCUGCCCUGUGCCUGAUUUUUUUGUUUUUUUGUGACAGCACUGGAUUAAAUUUGUGCUCGGCACAAAGGGCAGCGCCCUCAUCCGGGAUAUUUUGGCUUCAAUUUUUGUACAGUGGGAGGAAGUGGCGACGCCUCAUCUAUUUGAUGGGAUCGGGAUAUCAUGUUGAUUGGCCUAUGCAGAGCAGCGAAAAAAGAAAAGAGAAAAAGAUAUGCGACAUCCAAUAGAAUCCCCUCAGCCAACACGCUCCUCCUCCUCCUCCGUGUGGCACGGAUCACCCGUCAUACCGGAGCAUCGCCGUGCACGCGCCGCCUCGACAGCGGACGCGCUGGAGACAUUUCUGUGGACUUUCACAUGAUGCUGUCGCGUGUCGCGGUUUGUCUCCCGCCACCUGUCCCCGGCCCCUCCUCCUCCUCCUCCUCCUCCUCCUCCCGGCGGCCUGUCGCAUCGGACUGACUGAGGCUGGAUGUCCGGAGUGUGACAGCAGCGGAUCCGUGCCCGCCCGCCGGAACUGGUGCAGGCGGUGAAGGCGCUUCUGGAAAAUCCUCCGCCUGUGACCGAGUGAGAGUCCACUGGAUCACUUUCCGGAUGUAGGACGAGUGGAAGUGGAGAAACGAGCGCACCUGCCACAGACACACGGAGCUGAAUGUCCCAACAUUUAGAAUCCUUUAAUAUGUAUUUGGUCAUGAAUUAUUAAACUUGUGGAGUCAUUCACUUGAAGCUGCACAUUUUUUCACCCAGUGGACCUGAGAAACCGAGGAAGAGUCGGUGCACUUUCUAACAAUGAAGAGGCUGUUUCUGAAACUACAACAGGGUCAAAUGUCGAGCAUCCUUCUCGAAGCCCACCCCGAUUCCUCAAUGGGUUCCCGCAGCCAAGGCUUCUUCCACAACCACCAUCACCACCGUAGCUCCAUGGUUCCCGCCGCGGUGCCGAGGCUCCUGUCCGAGAACGGCAGCCUGCUGGGGGGCAUCGCACAAAUCACCCCCAACCUCUUCCUCAGCCGGGGGAAUGUGGCAUCGAACCGCAGCCUGCUGCUGUCCAAAGGCAUCACCUGUGUGGUCAACGCCACCAUCGAGCUCCCAAACUUCAACUGGCCUCACAUGGAGUAUGUAAAGGUCCCGCUGGCGGAUAUGCCCCACUCCCCUAUCUCCCUGUAUUUCGACAGCAUCGCUGACAAGAUCCACAGCGUGGGGCGCAAGCGAGGCGCGGUGCUGGUGCACUGUGCAGCGGGCGUGAGCCGCUCGGCCUCCCUGUGCCUGGCGUACCUCAUGAAAUAUCACCGCGUGUCUCUGGCAGAGGCCCACGCCUGGGUCAAAGCCCGCCGCCCUGUCAUCAGGCCCAACGGCGGCUUCUGGCGCCAGCUCAUCGAGUACGAGAGGAAGCUGUUUGGAAGGAACUCUGUCAAGAUGGUGCAGACGCCCUACGGGGUCAUACCCGAUGUCUAUGAGAGGGACCGCAGGAGCCUGGCUCCAUACUGGGGCCUGUGAGAGGCGCUGUGCCAACCGUCCUCCUCCGAGGGGCUGCCCCACUUGGACUGUAGGGUCACGCCUGUUCUGGACAGGUGCAGUGACAUGUGCUUGUAGAUCUGUGUGAAGCUUAUUUAAUGAAUUACUGGUGCACUUGGACAGAGGGAGUAAAACCAAACACUGGUUGCUGUUGUUGCUGUUGUUGUUGUUGAUGGUGCUGCUGCGGCUGCUCAUCAGACCAGUCGCCUCCAUUUUGUCAUUUCGAGUGGGAGCAAGACCACCCAGAAUCCUUUGGACCAAAGGAUUGAUUGGGACCACUGUUAAUAUCGGACACCAAAACGAGAUGAAAGUGUGGAAAUCGGUGCUCGUCUCUCCUGGUCUCUCUUUCCCAGUUCCAGUGGCGGACGGGCGCUCUGUGGAGGUGUCAGCCGCGCUCGAGACUCUGACAAGUGAUGUGACUCGAGUCCUUUUCCCGAUGUGCUGUCAUGUGGUGGUGUUGUGUCAGUUUAAUCUUCGGUGUAAGGGCAGCAGCGUGAUCUGACUUCAUGGUAGCAUUCAAGAUAAGUGUACAGAAAAAAAACAACCUAUCUAUAGACAAAUUAUUUAAUUGGAAUGUACCGAUAGUGAGGUAAAUCUGUUCCAGCGCACUUUAGUUUAACAGUUAAAGAAGAUAUUAUAUCGACCUUUUUGAAGGUGAAAAUAUAAAAGACGUAGGCUUAAAUCAAGGUUUAGGGAAAAGCUUCCUGUGUACCACAGGGUUGACUGUUCCAUCCCGUGACCACACUAUGUUAUUUUAGUGCUAUUUGAUGCUGUAUUGAAACGAUAAAUUAAACAAAAUGCCGCCUCAAGGGAACUGGUAGCUCUACGAUAGUUUCUUGGGAGAAUAUUUUCUAUCCAACUGUUUUUGCUUUGUGUCCAUAAGGUAGAAGAAGGAUCUUUAGUGGUUUAGUGCUUUUCUGAAGAGCGAUGUCGCACAGUCCAGAGAGUCCUACUCCUGCUGUGGUGUAGGGUUGGAAUUUUCCCUGCACGUGUCGUCCCUGCUCUGAAAGUACAGUUUAGAACUAGAUGUAGUUAGCAGGGGUGAGAUACCGCCGUAAAUCGCAAUACACAAUCCAAUGUAUGGAUUCCCGCUCAAUACAAAUUAUUUUCUAAUCUACAUUUAAAGUUGCCCUCUGGAGUUUUCUUGUAAUCAAAUUAUUUGAAGAUUCUCAGAUAAACCAAUAAUUUCCGAAGUGGAUAAAGAUGAUUUUUGGGCCCAAAAUGUUUCCUAUUUUGGAAUUCAGCCUGUGUUACUUCCUCUUACGUCGUCUCCCCUGCCUUUCCUGGCGCGUGGUUGCGUUUCUUGUCACAUCCUCGCCCCCUGUAGGUCAGUGUGAAACCUUGGGCAGGGUUGUGUAUCGUGUCGCCUGUGCAUCCUCGUACAUUUUGUUCAUAGUAGUAGACCUGCGUUCUACUCUAUUCUAUUCUGAACACCAGCAAAAUACUGAUGUGUCAUUGCAGGUUGAUGCUUGUCUGCAAUUUUAUUACGUGUGUAGCCAGUCGAGUGUUGUGCAGUGUGUGUAAACCUCACAAGAGACGGUGCAGUGACGCCCUGCAGCUUUACACAUGGCGUUAAUAUUUACGCAGGUUGUAGUGGUACAGUACGCUCUGUGUGUGGUACGGGAGCCAAAUUACACACAUCCGAUUCUUUACAUUGUCCGACAAACAGUCCAAAAGAUUUCAAGUGACUAACAGUGAUAAGAAAGAGGAAAAUUCUUAGUCUUACUUUUUGAAGAGCUCGAGCCAGAUACAGAUUAUUAUCAACAUUCUCGAUUAAUGUUCUCUACUUCAACUAAUCUCAAGCGGUCGUUUCAGCAGUAGAUGUAUCAGAUGACUCUGUCCUGUGUUAUGAUGUUAGCUUUGUGUUGUGAUUGACCAUCUUGACCUUUGUCCCCCCCUACAUGACAGUGCAGUGUGUGGUCGGACGUCUGACAGACCACACGCUGCAGUGGUGCAGACUGUGCAGCAGAGUUGACGUUGUCAACGAUGGAGAUCAGCGAAUCAAGGCUUUUCUGCCAUAAUAGAUUAAGUGUGAUAUUAUCAAUAAUAAUAAAAAGGAGAAAAUGAUUCAGGGGUAAAUGAUUUUAGGAGGAGAUAUUUUUCUUCUUAGGGCAAUCUGUAAUCUGGCAUUUUAAACUGCUCCAUGCCCCAAGACAAUGAUAUUAAAAUUUGAAAAAAAUGA
Messenger RNA from Scophthalmus maximus (turbot), 3837 nucleotides. RefSeq names its product dual specificity phosphatase 14 (gene dusp14). Gene Ontology annotation, biological process: protein dephosphorylation. The transcript has 4 exons. The record is from RefSeq and is a predicted model, not a curated record. Bases 933 to 1637 code for a protein of 234 amino acids. Gene Ontology annotation, cellular component: cytoplasm. Gene Ontology annotation, molecular function: MAP kinase tyrosine/serine/threonine phosphatase activity. NCBI's taxonomy places the organism in Eukaryota, Metazoa, Chordata, Actinopteri, Pleuronectiformes, Scophthalmidae.